AUGAAUAGUAUUAUCAAGCGUAACUACUCGAUAUUGGUUCAAAAUGUUAUUUUAUCCCGUACAUCUGCAAAAGGAAUUUCUACAACUAUUUUAACGAAUAAUCAACCGUACGAUGUGGAUUAUGUAGAAAAUGAAGAACCAAAUGUACAAAAUUAUAUUGAAAGGGAAGGCGAGGAUAUAACGGUUAAGCGGGCACGAUUAUUGUAUCAAUCACGUAAACGUGGGAUGUUAGAGAAUGGACUUCUUCUUAGUACAUUUGCUAAAAAAUAUCUAAAUAGCUUUAACGAAGAACAACUUAAGCAAUACGAUCGUUUGAUAAAUCUUCCAUCAAAUGAUUGGGACAUAUUUUAUUGGGCGGCAGAAGUGAAACCAGUGCCACCUAAAUUUGAAAAUGAAAUUAUGGAUUUGCUUAAAAAACACAUAAAAAAUGAAAAUAGAGAAAGUCGUAUUGCACAACCAAAUUUGUAUUAGUCUAGUUGUAUAUUCAUAGCUUAUUGAAAUAGUUUUAAUUAACCAGGCUAAAUAAAGUAUAUUUUUCGU
Ceratosolen solmsi marchali is the source of this 540-nucleotide messenger RNA. RefSeq names its product succinate dehydrogenase assembly factor 2, mitochondrial. Lineage: Eukaryota; Metazoa; Arthropoda; Insecta; Hymenoptera; Agaonidae. Gene Ontology annotation, cellular component: mitochondrion. The coding region runs from base 1 to 471 and encodes 156 amino acids. The record is from RefSeq and is a predicted model, not a curated record. The transcript is spliced from 3 exons. Gene Ontology annotation, biological process: protein-FAD linkage; mitochondrial respiratory chain complex II assembly; tricarboxylic acid cycle.